Ostrinia furnacalis (Asian corn borer) is the source of this 1699-nucleotide messenger RNA. RefSeq lists its product as uncharacterized. Bases 1128 to 1688 code for a protein of 186 amino acids. The transcript has 3 exons. Lineage: Eukaryota; Metazoa; Arthropoda; Insecta; Lepidoptera; Crambidae. The record is from RefSeq and is a predicted model, not a curated record.
GAAAAACAGUAAUGAUGAUAGGUUAUGUAUUAGUUUAUAUCCCAGUUAAUUCCAGUAGCUAAGGCUGAUUAAGUUACAAAAUCAAAAAAGUCACUGGCCAGUUAAUAAUAUCAUCAACAACAUUGCAAAAAAAAACUAUUGCUGCAAUGAAACCAAAGUAGGCACUUACACUGAAUUCACCGAGUGCGCCAUAAUAAAAUUGUCUGUAACAAACAUAAUAACAAAGCUAUAAAUAUCAAUAACACACAUAGUUAUAUUUUGUUUUAUUCACAAGUUGAAAUAAAUCAAACAAUAAGUACUUACACGCCAAGUUUGAAAUAUAACAAAUAACAAUUCCUUCGUUUUCCUUCACACUACACUCUACUCUGACGCCAUCUAUCGGAAUAUUAACGCAAUGUGACGACGCGAGCCGCCUUAGAGGCGUUUCCGUUUACUCAAAACCGUAAUUUUUAUUUUUAAAAGUAGGUACUUAAAAUAUUUUGAUUGAUGUCGCAAAUUUAAGGACAUUAAAUCAUUAUUUAACAUGUUUUUAUAAUGUUGUACUACAUUUAAAAAUAACUCCAAGUCGUCCAUUCCUAUUUACAAAACAUUUCUUGAUAGUUUCCGGUCUAGUUUUGAUGAUGUUGGCAAUACCUACACGUCGACGUCCCGGUCUAGUUUUUUUUUAAUACGAUGUUUUACGGCUCUGGGUACUAAGAAAUAGUUUCUUCCAUAGAUUAGACAGAGACUAGUUUUAUCCGACGAUUGGUAGAUUCAUUUUAAAGUUAACCCAAUGUAUUUAGUUUUUCUUCUUAUAAUUAAAUUUUAUUUAUAAUAAAAAAUCUGUUGACUUCGAGUAAUCACAUGAAAUAUAUAAAUAAUUACCCUCCUAAAAGGUUACAGUCUAACAACUGAAACGUCAAGCGGAAAAAAUCCUUGAUAUAUUAAAUUAAUUCAAAGGUAUCGGUAAUAAUCAAGAACAAAAUGAAAUUUUACAUAAUAUGUUCCUGGAAAAUAAUAAAAACAAAUUAUAUUAUCUGUGCAAUAACCAUACUCCUGGCUUAAAAGAGCUUGCACCCAGAGCCGUAAAACACUAUAGGUACAUAUAAAAAAAAACCCACUCCAUCUUUGAAACUUGAUCAAAUUUGAUGAACGAACUUUUAACUAAGUUGCAGUCUUGUGGUGUUCGGGUUAAAUUACAUAAUGUAAGUAUUUUACCUGUAUUAAAUCGAAAAAAUAAUAAAUAUCGAGUAUCUGCUUAUGAUUAUUUGGAUCAGUUAUUACCUGUAAUAACAAUAUUUUCUUCUUUUUCAGAAAAUAUGGGCGCAUGCUGCUCCGGCGGUGGCUGGUGGAGCCGGUGGUGCUGGGACGGCGGAGUCCCUGGCUCAGCUGUGGGCGAAGGCGGCGGUGGCGUCGAGUGUGAGGCGAACGAGGAGACGCCGCUGCUGCCGGCUCCGCCGAGCCCGGGCCAGCAGAGGGCCCUACAACUAAGGGCAGAGGAGCGGGGCCGGCGAGUGGAGGAGCGGGCCCGGACAGCCGCCCGCCUCCACAAGAUGCGCCAGAGCGGGCGCGCGUUUCGGCCGCUCCACGAGCGCCCGCCCGAGCGCCGCCAGCUGAGCGACGCGGAGCUGCGGGAGCUGCAGGCGGCGUGGCGGCGCGCCGUGCAGUCGGCCGAACGCCGCCUUGCGGCGCAAAUUAAUAAAUUUUAGGAGCUUUAUAC